AUGGCUGACCCAAUCCCAAUUAUCGACCCGGACACUUGGACUGCCACAAGCAGUCCUGAUGACCAAGAUAACACCAAAAAGUGGAUGAACACUGGCGCUUCAACACCACCUCCGGAGCCUAAGUAUACCUCUGCGACCAAGAGGAGAAGAGUGGAUGCAGAUGCAGCUACAAUACAAUUAGGAACGAACACCACUUGCAGUGACACGGAUCACCGCAGCACGGCAGUGCCGGCAGUACCCACUAAAAUCACUACUGAGUCUCCAGGAAUGAUUGAAGUGCCGCCAACCAACUCAAAGCCCAAAUUUUUCAUCACCAAAUUUGAAAAUCAGGUGACACAGUGUGAAGACGCACUGGGCAUCAUCAUGAGCAUGUCCGAGUCAGAUACUGCCUCCACGGUUUUGGCACAGAUGUACACCCACUUGGAGACGGUCCAAACCCUUAUACAAGCCGCCUGGGCUACUCAGAUUGUGUUUGUGCCAGACGAACAAACAUUGAGUCAGGGUUUUCAAUACAAUUUAAAAGCAUUGACAGUUGGCAUGGACAGUUUCAUUAAUCGUGAAGACAAGACCAUCACACAUGUAGAAGAGCUGAAUAGUGUCCUUACAAACUUUGAAGGGCACAAUGCCUGGUUUCAAGAAAUCAAGGAUGCUGUCACCGCACAGACACAAGGGCCCCACCAACAGUGUUACGGGGUAACAACGAAUCGAGAGAACUCCAUCAAAUUUGACGGAUUAGGAAAGAGAACGGCGGGAGUUGGAGGCAGUGCUGCAGUAGAUAGGGACGGGUUUUCCCUUUUUGAGAUUUCCCUACUGGGUUUGCUCAAAAGCGGUUUUUCACCUGCCUGUCAUAAAUCUCGAAUCUCGGUCGCAGCACAAGCAGUUUAUAAAGGGUCUCAGCUCAUACUAUGA
This is a messenger RNA of Tremella mesenterica DSM 1558, 909 nucleotides long. RefSeq lists its product as uncharacterized. The record is from RefSeq and is a predicted model, not a curated record. NCBI's taxonomy places the organism in Eukaryota, Fungi, Basidiomycota, Tremellomycetes, Tremellales, Tremellaceae. The transcript is spliced from 2 exons. Bases 1 to 909 code for a protein of 302 amino acids.